Molecule: messenger RNA, 923 nt
Organism: Medioppia subpectinata
Lineage: Eukaryota; Metazoa; Arthropoda; Arachnida; Sarcoptiformes; Oppiidae
Source: the annotation of a GenBank genome assembly
GUACUAAACAAAACGCCACUAUAUUAUGAAAAGUGGUAUAAUUUUUGCUUUCAGCGACUUUACUGUUCUUAACAUUAACUUCAAUACAAUAAUAAUAACAUUCAUCUGAUUUUCAUCUAAAAUUUAUUUUUAUCGAUUAUAACUCCGAGUUAUAUAUUAUUUUUUGUUUGGAGUUAUAAAUACUGAGUUUCGACUUAAAAGCCAAUUCACUGCACAAAACGCCUAUAGACUAGUGUUUUGGCGAAGACUUUUCACAAUUCAAUUCCUAACCCAAUCUCUCGUAAGAAAUAUUUAAAAAUAGAAACUAUUAUUCUAUGGAAAUAAACAAUUCUUCGGGUCCGCCGACACCGACCAGAGCCCAGAGAUUUAAGCCCCCGAGAGAUAUGUCGGCGCCGACCGGCAAACGCCAGUGGUCUCUACCCCGACGGCUCAUGUCUAUGGGCUUUACGGGACUCAACAGAACCACAUCUAAUAUAGAGCCGCGAACUUACACCAGAAGUAAUGGCAUUGAAGAGACCGAUGAUAUCAAAUACAUCGAUGAUGUGGAGAAUGAGGCGAUUAAAGACGAACUGUUCGGUGAAUUCGGCUUCACUUUCGACCAAAUCACUGAAAUGCAAGGCCUGAGCAUCGCUUCGGCCAUCUACAAGACCUAUCCGGCGAUCGUCAACAACAAGACCACAAAAGUACUCAUAUGUUGUGGAUCUGAAUUGCUGGGCAAGAGUGGACUCGUGGCCGCCCGUCAUCUCAAACUGUUUGUGAGUUCACUAAUGCAUGACAUCCUUGACCCCAAUGGACACACAGGAAAUGGUUUUCGUGCGACAAUAUAUAACCCAACGCCGGGAAAGACACCGCAUUAUCAUCGGCUCAUCAGACAGUGUCAAGAGUUUGAGAUCUCAUUCCUAUCGUAUUUGCCGAAUGAGUCG